AUGGCAGAUCUUUUUAUGCAAAAAUACUUCCCGUCGGAAAAGAUAGCUAAGCUUAAGAAUCGUAUUAUGACAUUUAAACUGGACGAAGGGGAAUCUCUACACGCAGCUUGGGAGAGGUUCAAAGAUCUUUUGAUCGAUGUCCUACAUCAUGGGUUGUCCAAAAGACAACUUGUGUUGAACUUCUACCAAGGACUCAACUACGACUCACAAAAACGUUUAGAUGUAUAUGCAGGAGGCGAUCUUGGAACAAAAACACCUAACGAAGCCUACGCAAUCAUAGAAAAAGCUACCUUGAAGUCGAGUUCUCGUCACGGGGGAGUGCGAAAUAAAGCAUCAUCUAUUCCUGGAGUUCAUCAAGUGGAUACAUAUACGACUCUUGCAGCACAGAUUGGAGCUUUGGUAGCAAGAUUUGAUCAAGCUCAGAACAUUUCGCAGGUACAAUCAUCAUGUGAGCUGUGUGGAGUGUCACACAAGCCAGGUACAUGUGAGCAGGGUGUUAUGUUUACAGGCCAUGAAGAGGUGGACUAUUUGGGCAAUCAAAUUAGGCCCCAGAAUAACCCCUAUAGCAACACGUACAAUCCGGGUUGGAGGAAUCACCCAAACUUCGGGUGGAAAGCUAAUUCCAGUAAUCAAAACCCACUCGGAUAUGCUCAACGCGCUCCCGCGCCACAACAAACCCAGGGGUUCAGGAAGCACUUCCCAGCCUCAAGCCUCUCAAAGCAACUUAAAACUAGAGGAGAUGAUGGCCAGUUGUUAAACAACUCCAACAAUGCCAAUCAAAUAUCUGAAAAGCGAAACCAGCAGCAUGAGGAGCAUUUCAUGGCACAAGAAGGGGAAAUGCGGUGCCAGAAGGCUUCAAUACAAACCAUUGAGAAUCAAGUCGGCCAAUUGGCCAAGAUGUUGUCUAAAAGACCCCAAGGUAGUCUUCCAGGUAACACAGAACCAAACCCGAGAGGGCACGUUAAUGCAGUAAUGACGAGUGGUAAAACCACGGGACCUGACAAAUCGGACUCACCACCGAUCACUGAGAUGGUCCAAACUGAUGCUUCGGACGAGGUGCACGCUAGGCGAGUCCCAGCAAGUACAGCACAGUUCUAG
This is a messenger RNA of Helianthus annuus (common sunflower), 1098 nucleotides long. RefSeq lists its product as uncharacterized. The coding region runs from base 1 to 1098 and encodes 365 amino acids. The transcript is spliced from 2 exons. The record is from RefSeq and is a predicted model, not a curated record. Lineage: Eukaryota; Viridiplantae; Streptophyta; Magnoliopsida; Asterales; Asteraceae.